Messenger RNA from Blepharisma stoltei, 1817 nucleotides. Lineage: Eukaryota; Ciliophora; Heterotrichea; Heterotrichida; Blepharismidae. The record is from the annotation of a GenBank genome assembly.
AUGCUUAAUAAUCCUAUUCAUCUAUUCAGACUUGAUUUUAUUGGAUAUGAGCUCCCUUUGUUCAAAGUAAAUUUUUUCCCAAGAUCCUAUGAUAUAACAAUGAAGAUAAAUCGAGCUGUAGCAGACAAACACCUUUAUGACAACAAUUUUAUUAAGAACCCGAAAUCUGGGAUUUUAUAUAAAAGCUUCUUUGAUGAUGCAGCCUGGUUAGAUUGCAGACUAGAAGAAAUGUAUCCAGCUAAUGUGAGAUAUAAAACGCUUGUUUCAGAUACGAGUUUAGGAGUGGUGGUAUCAAGAUUUAAUAAAAAAAAACUUGAUAAAGCUGUUAGUGAGAUACUUAAAAAUAAUGCAGUAGAUGGAACAGAUGCAAUCUUUUACCCAAAACCUUAUAUAUAUUUUGCCUCAUCUGAUGAAGUGCUUAAUGAAGUCGCUUAUUCCUUAUGUUAUGCAAAAAAGAGUAAAGUGAUGCUCAAAAAUAUUCCUGAUCUCCAAAAAUUGAGACAAGAUUUAUCAAUAUAUAAGUAUUUACUUCAAAUUGCUUAUGCAAAAAAUAAGACUGAGCUUUCCACUUAUAUUGGCAAAAUUAAUGAAGCAUUAAAAGAUCAAGAAAAUGGUUUCGGAGUAUUUUUUACUUACUCCCCCCCAUCCUUGAUCGAACGACUCGCCAUCGUUCGAUCAAGGAUGGGGGUUAAAAAAAUUUUUUUGGUAAAAAAAAAUUUUAUAUAUAAAAAAAAAAAAUAUAUAUAUAUAUUUUAUUUUAUUUACUUUUUUAAAUAAGAGUGUUAAGAGUAUUUCAUAAUUAUUUUUACAGCAAAAAAUUGAAUUAAUUUCAUAAAAAUACCAAUUUUUAAUAUUUUGAUUUAUUAGCCACCCCUUUAAACUGUAUAAAUUUUAAUUUGUUCCUCAUUAAAUUAAUUUUGUUUUUUAAAAAUUUUAAAGAAUCUCUAUUUUAUUAGAUUAAUAAGUUUUUAAGCCUAGGUUGAUAACUAAAUCACUUCGGAUGGUUGACUCCGAAGCUUUCUGUCGUCUCAAAGUCUUUGAAAACAACUUCAUUAUGUACAUCUUCUCAAGCUUUUGAUAACUAAUAUAUUUUUAUAUAUAUAUAAAAAUUUUGCAUGAUAUGAAAAUCGUUCGAUCAAGGAUGGGGGUUAAUUUCCCCAAUUUUUAGGAAUUUUUACAGUCAAUCGUUCGAUCAAGGAUGGGGGGGAGUUAGGCAUUAGUCAAGCCUACAAAAAAACUAACAGAUCAUUUGAUACCAAUUAGGAAAAUAUACUUGAAAAAGAUAGCACGGGAAAUGGGGAUUUCUGGCUCUUUUUAUUCUUUUUUAUGUAAGCUUAAUUUAGCAAUUCUUGCAUUAAGGUAAGUUAAGUUAUUAAAUAUCCGGCCAUAAGCACUCCUGCAGGCGCUGACCAUCCGCUCCGUCUCGGCUCCAAAAUGGCAUCCGAGGACGCCAUCUUGGAUUUCCGACUUCAGGGGAUAGCUCGUCCUGGGCAGAGCCGCUCUUAGAUAGCGCUCCCAUGGCCCCGAUGAGGAAAGACCAUGUGGUAGGCAAAACCUGCCUAGCCCAUCUGGUAGGGACAGGAAAAAUCUUUGGGGAGAAAUAAAACUUCCUUCUUCGGCAAAGCAUCUCUCCAAGCCUGAAGGCCUACUUUCACCAGACAGAGGCCCUACUUUCAGCACAUCAGGAUGGGUCCUACCUGCUCCAUAGGGAGUGUGCCUCGGAGUCCAAGUUUAGUCAACGUCACCAUUUUAUUUCUUUUCUUGCAUUAAGGAAUCAAAUAUAUUUGCUUCCAGAAAUAAUUGAAGGUUUAGUUUAG